AUGGGCCCCGACAAACUCCGGAUCAACCGCAAGAAGACCAACGCAGCGGGCCUCAAGGGUUUCCCCCAACGGCCUCUCGUCUCCCGCAUCUCCCACCACAUCAACACAGCCCUGGCCUCCCUCUCCGGGACCGUUCCCAAUCUCCCCGACCGCAUCCCGCCUCCGAACCCGCUGACGCCGACUCCGACGAUCCCCGACCAAACGCCGCUCUCGACCCAGAGCUACAUGGCCUCGCGCGAGAAGUACGUCCUCUGGACUCGGCUGCGCAGCGGCGAGUACACCGCCGACUGGAAAGGCGGCAGCGUCCCCACCGAGUCCGACGUCCGCGACAUGCUGCUUUGGUACGCCGCCUUCCGUCUCUACCCCUUUCCGGAUGUCGAGUAUGUGUCGCUCAUGGGCCGCGGCCGCACGAACUACUUCUUCCUCAUCGAGUUCAUGCCCAACUCGAAGCGCGGGAGGCUGCCGCAGAAGGUUGUGCUCAAGUUCAGCCUGCCCGUGUGCCCGCACGACAAGCUCGAGAGCGAGGUCGCGACCAUGGCGUGGGUGGCGACGGUGUCCCCCAAGCUGAUCCCUCGAGUACUGUUGUUCGACUCGUACCCGCGGAACCCGCUGGGCCUCGAAUGGAUGAUGAUGGAGCCCGUCUUCGGGUUCUCCUUCCAGGAGUACACGCUCCAGGGGUCAACAGACACGGGGCUCGAGGGCUUCGGAUUCCCUAAAGACACGCCGCCGCAGAGCGAUAGGGACCACCUGAGCAUUGGCAGGGGGCUCCGUGACUUCAUGGCAAAAGUCAAGAUCACCGCUUCAGGCGUCCCCAAGGACGACGCCCGGAUCGGCAGCCUACGCAUCGACUGGGAAACGAAAAGGUUUUACACCGGCCCCAUCGUGUCUCCUCACUUUUAUAGCGCUGACAGACUGUGGCGUAAGCCCUUUCACGGACCGUACCCGUCAAUCAGAAGCUACCUCGACAACUACAUUUCCGUCUGGAGGGAGGAAAUCCAUGACAACAAGGUAAUGCAGAGUCGUCUUGCCAGUCUUGAUAUCGUACUCGGAAGGAUGGUACAACGUCUCGAGGCGUUGCCCAAGGUCAAGUGGCGUCUGCCUCUCGAAGGCGGCCGGAUGAACGGCUGGCCCGUGACGAUAUCUCACCCAGACCCGCGCCCUGACAACAUCCUCGUUGGCGAGGACGGCGAGUUGGUCGCCAUCAUGGGAUGGGAGGACGCGACGCUCAUGCCGAUACCGCUGCGAACUGACCUCAGCAAGCUAGACCAAUUCUUCCAGCAAUUUGGAUGCGAACUCAUCAUUGAUCCCAUGCAGAUCGAUCUGGGCUGUGCGCUGCCACCCAGAUCCGAACUUGUGGAUAGGGUUCGAGAUCGCCAAUGGCAAGGUAGAGACGCGUCCAUCAUCCUAGAGCCGGUAAUGGAAAGCAUGUCGGGUAUAGAAAUUGCGUUCAAGGCCUUGAUGGAAGUAUGCGAGAGAUUGCCCUUGGAGAGAGCCGCGGAACGCGAAUGGCUUGACAAGGCCGUUUUAGCUAUGAUGGACAGGCAUGGGGAGAGCCUCAAGAAGAAGAUAGUCUGA
This is a messenger RNA of Colletotrichum destructivum, 1575 nucleotides long. Its product is annotated as Putative aminoglycoside phosphotransferase, protein kinase-like domain superfamily. The transcript has a single exon. The record is from RefSeq and is a predicted model, not a curated record. Bases 1 to 1575 code for a protein of 524 amino acids. NCBI's taxonomy places the organism in Eukaryota, Fungi, Ascomycota, Sordariomycetes, Glomerellales, Glomerellaceae.